AAAAUGUCGAAUGCUUCAGGAAGCCUUAAUGAUAUGCGACAACGAAUCGAAGCUGAUAAAAGAAGUAUUUUCGAGCAAACCCUCAAUGACAAUUCAACCAAUACUACUAAUUCAAGCAAAGAGCAUAAAAAAAUAUCCGAUGCUGUUUAUACCUUAAUAUUUACCGAUGAGGAUGUCGACGACAGCGAAGAACUUUUCAAUCAAAUUUUGAAAAAAGCCGAAAAAGCUUAUAAACAAGAUAAAGAAUUCAAGAAAAAAAAUCCUCAUCUAAAAAAUAUACUCGAUAACUUUCAAAUACCCUCGACAAAAGUAAGGCAAAGAAAAUCUAAAGAAAUCGAGGAUUCCCUGAAAAUUAUAAAUAAUUUCAGAAGAAAUUUAAUUGAAACGGAAGUACCUAAAAAGACUUGUUCAUAUACCUCAAUUAUAAACGCUAAGAACAAGAAGAAAAAAACAUCGGUAAAAAAAAGUCUUGCACCCGAAGAAAAAAAUCCAAAAUAUAAAACUUAUCCUGUAUGGAAAACAACGGAAACGUAUACUCCGAUAUUUCCCGCAUCGACAACUCCCAGAUGGACUGAAAAUGAAUUUUUACCAAAAGCUAAUAAAAUGUAUACACCUCAUCAGAUCUACAAUUGGGUAGAAACCACUGACUGCCAAAUCAACGCUCCUCCAUCGUCUGAGGAAAAUGUCAGAACCAAUGCUGCAACAUGCAAUUCAAUAAUUGAUAAUGAAACUUUUGCGACUCCUGCUAAAAGUGCAAUAGAUGGAAUUACUUCAAUACGUAGUACACUUGUUCAAUUCAAACCAUCGCCUCCGAGACGUUUGUCACAUAGUAAUUCUGAAAAUUCAAGUAUUUCUUCAAAUUUUCCGUUCAUAAUGGAAAAUGAAGAAAAUGGAUAUGAUCAGGACAUCGAUAAUAUCCAUUUAUCUUAUGAAAAAUAUGACCAUGCUGAAAUGGACCAAGACCAUCUUAAUGAAAAUUAUACUGAAAAUUUCAUAAAUAAUCCUAAAGAGCAGAGUGAUUAUAAGGAAAAUUUCGAUAAAAGCUACCUUUUAAAUAAUAACAAUGAUACCGCUAAUGAAACUAAUGGCAGCUGUUCAAAAAGUUUCUCGAAGGAACCAUUUUUCGAAGAUUUCAUACGUAAUCUGAACAAUAGUAUAAGCAAUAAUUAUAAUAUGGAGGUCAAAUGUUCAAUGAAAUUCAAAUUAUUUCAAUGA
This is a messenger RNA of Ceratosolen solmsi marchali, 1215 nucleotides long. RefSeq lists its product as uncharacterized. The coding region runs from base 4 to 1215 and encodes 403 amino acids. The record is from RefSeq and is a predicted model, not a curated record. The transcript is spliced from 3 exons. Lineage: Eukaryota; Metazoa; Arthropoda; Insecta; Hymenoptera; Agaonidae.